Messenger RNA from Salvia hispanica, 2069 nucleotides. The record is from RefSeq and is a predicted model, not a curated record. NCBI's taxonomy places the organism in Eukaryota, Viridiplantae, Streptophyta, Magnoliopsida, Lamiales, Lamiaceae.
AGCGAAGGAGGUAGAAGAGUAGUGUGAGGAUGAAGAGAGCGACCCUUUUCCUUUCUCCUUUCAUUAUCCUCUCUCCCUCUCUCUCUGCCUUGUCUCAUCCCCAACACUGUCCCUUCCUCUAAGAUUCCAAUUUCCAGCACCAAGAUCAAGAUCAAUUCACCGGAAAGUGAUGUUUCCAACCCUCAUCUUAAGAUCAAAGAGUAUGAAAAAAUAGGGGUUGUUGGAAACAAACCUAAAAAAAAUAAAUCAAAUCAUUCAAUCAAAGAGGAUUUCGUUUAUCCACAAAUUCAUGUCACAAAGCUUCCAACAAAGCGUCUACACCUUCCCGAAUGCAGCCGCGAGCGAGUGGGUGUUAAGAGAGCAAGGCGGCUUCGAUGCCCCGCCGCCGCCGCCGUUCGACGCCGGAGGUAUGCUCACGGAGAUCAUAAACCGGCGCCACGGCGAUCAGAUCCAGAAACAGCAGCUCGAUAACGAGCAGCUCUCUUUCAUGAAUCAUCCACAAGCUGCUAAAGCCGCGGCGGCGGCUUCAUCUACUCUGGAAGGGUUUCACUUAAUUAGCCCUAUUAAUCCCCCUUCCGACAUGCCGCCGCCGCCUCAGAUGAGCUGGAUCCCGAGCAGCAGCGGCGGCCGGGGACACGAGGCGGCGGCGAGGGUGCUGGAGGGGCAAGGCCUUUCUCUAUCUCUCUCCUCUCUAGAAGGCAACAAAUUUGAGAAAAUGAAUGUGGGAAACGGCGAAUUAUACUUCCAUGGAAGCAAUCCAUAUGUGAUUGGAGAUGUCGCGACAAAUCCGAUGCUGUUUGGGUCGCCGAGGUUGGCGUCGGAGCACGAAAACCAGAAUCUUCACUUUGGCUAUGUUGAAUCUACAAGAAGCACGAAUUGUGUGAGGAAUUCGCGGUAUUUGAAGGCGGCACAGGAAUUGCUAAUGGAAUUUUGCUGUGUGGGAAGAGGGAAUAAUCAAAUUGUGAAGAAACAAGAUAGAAACCCUAAUUCAGACAACGGUGGCGGUUUGUCUUCUUCAAAGGACCACUACACCUUAUCCCCUUCUGAGAGAACUGAAUACCAGAGAAGAAAAUUCAGGCUUCUCUCCAUGCUUGAUGAGGUGGAGGGGAGGUACAUGAGGUACUGCGAGCAGAUGCAGGCGGUGGUGAACUCGUUCGACGCGGUGAUGGGGCAAGGGGCGGCGGCGCCGUACACGGGGCUGGCGAGGGUGGCGAUGUCGCAGCAUUUCCGGAGCAUGAAGGACGCGGUGGCGCGGGAGAUGAAGGCGUGCUGCGAGGCGCUGGGGGAGAAGGAGGUGCAAGGGGGGAUCACCAAGGGGGAGACGCCGCGGCUCAAAGUGGUGGAGCAGAAAUACCGGCAGCACAAGGCGCUGCAGCAUAUGGGGAUCAUGGAUCCCGAGUCGUGGCGGCCCCAGCGAGGCCUGCCGGAGCGCUCUGUCACCAUCUUGAGGGCCUGGCUCUUCGAGCAUUUCCUCCAUCCCUAUCCAAGUGAAGCAGACAAACAUUUGCUGUCGCGACAGACAGGUUUAUCAAAAAAUCAGGUAUCAAAUUGGUUUAUAAAUGCUAGGGUUCGACUUUGGAAGCCCAUGGUUGAAGAAAUGUACCAACAAGAAUUCCAAGAAGCUUCAGCUGCAGAUAAAGAUAAGGAUGACCAACCCACUUCCGAAACCGACGCCCCGAAAACGGACCCUUCAGAAACCCGGCAGCCGGCGGAAGAUAUGAUGGUGCCGACCGAGUAUCGGUGUUUCAUGGAGAAUCCUGAGAUGGGGUUGGAGUCGGAGUUCAGCGGUGGGAGUGCGGGGACGCAGGCGGCCGGAGAAGUUUCGCUUACGUUGGGACUGCGGCGGUCGGAAAAUGUGCCGAUUAAUAUGAGCCAUCUCUCAGUUAGGGACUUUGAAGCUUAUUAAUUAUUGAGUUAUUGAAAAGCAUAUAUCGGCAUUUUAUUAUUAUUAUUAUUAUUACUCUAUGUGACAUUAUUGUUUCUAUCAAAAGUACAAAGUGCGUGUAAUAAGUAGUAAUGUAAUUGUAUAGAUCCAGUACGUUAGAUGAAAUGAUUUUGCCUAUUAUAUA